This is a messenger RNA of Castor canadensis (American beaver), 1342 nucleotides long. RefSeq names its product DTW domain containing 1 (gene Dtwd1). Lineage: Eukaryota; Metazoa; Chordata; Mammalia; Rodentia; Castoridae. The record is from RefSeq and is a predicted model, not a curated record. Gene Ontology annotation, biological process: tRNA modification. Gene Ontology annotation, molecular function: tRNA-uridine aminocarboxypropyltransferase activity. Gene Ontology annotation, cellular component: nucleus.
ACUCGUGGAGCUGCGCGUGGAUUCCGGGGGAUGUGCAGGUCUGAGUCUCACUCCGGUCCCCCGAGGUGAUUUCCGCAUCUCUGGGGACCAGUGGUCGACCCGAGCUGUGCUGCUUGAGGGACGUGAACCUUCUCUGUCAAAACCCUAGCGGAUGUCGUGCUGGGGGUCACCUGCGAGGGCGACCCUGGUCUCUGCGCGGGAGCUUACGUUUUCAGGAACUUGCGGGCCCUUUGGGAAAAGGGCUCACUAAUUAAGAACAUUUUUUCCCCUAACAAUGAUUUUCGGUGCUUUCCACCCGUCCAGGGAAAUCAAAUCUGGCAAAGUCAGUCCCCUUGACCUAUGUUACGUGUUUUUGGAAUAGUUCUUAAACUUUGGUUUGAAGGAAGAAUGUCUGUUACUACAUCUGUAUUUCUUGAAGAAAGCAAAGGAAAUAAUUCACAUUUUGUGGAAAGAAGUCAGUCACAGGCUGUUUUUAUAGCAGCAGAAGAUCCACUUCAAAACUUAUGCUUAGCAUCUCAAGAAGUUCUUCAAAAAGCUCAGCGAAGUGGGAGAUCAAAGUGUCUCAAAUGUGGUGGUUCAAGGAUGUUCUAUUGCUAUACGUGUUAUGUCCCUGUUGAAAAUGUGCCUACUGAACAGAUUCCAUUUGUGAAGCUGCCAUUGAAGAUUGACAUUAUUAAACAUCCAAAUGAAACAGAUGGCAAAAGCACUGCUGUACAUGCAAAACUCUUAGCACCUGAAUUUGUGAAUAUUUACACAUACCCUUGUAUUCCAGAAUAUGAAGGAAAGGACCAUGAGGUUGCUCUUGUUUUUCCUGGACCUCAGUCUAUUUCAAUAAAAGAUAUUUCUUUUCAUCUGCAAAAAAGGAUUCAAAAUAAAGAUAGAGGCAAAAAUGAUGAGCCUGACAAGCCAUGUUUUAAACGCAAGAAAACUGAAGAACAGGAGGGUUGUGAUUUGAAUGAGGGCAAAGGCACAACAUUGAAAAAAAUUAUCUUUAUAGAUAGCACCUGGAACCAAACAAACAAAAUACUCACUGAUGAGCGACUUCAAGGGUUGUUACAAGUUGAAUUGAAAACAAGGAAAACUUGCUUUUGGCGCCAUCAAAAAGGGAAGCCAGAUACUUUCCUCUCCACAAUCGAAGCCAUUUAUUACUUUCUAGUAGACUACCAUACUGACAUAUUAAAAGAGAAAUACAGAGGACAAUAUGACAAUCUUUUAUUUUUCUACUCUUUUAUGUACCAGUUGAUAAAGAAUGCCAAAUACGCUGGAGAUAAAGAAUCAACAAAACUUACCCAUUAGUUAACAAGUCAUCUGUCAUUUUAUUUUUCUAAAAUUAAUAAACUUA